GCGUUCCAGAUCUCGGGGAUUCGCUCUCACCUGCAGCAGUAGGUGAGAACAGAAGGCUUGCUAUCCACGUGGCCCCUUUCAGACUCUGGUGAGAAGGAGCACACAGAUUUCUGCUGCCGUGGCAGUCUGCUGGUUUCACUUUGUAGCCAGUGGAGUCGAGGCCGACGUCGGCGGAGCUCCAUCUUCGAGCUUCGAGGUUUGGCUCAAGAAUUUCGGGGCCGGACCACUCCAUGGCAAGCCUCGGAAUCCCGACAGCUCGGAAUCCCGACAGCCCGGUCAUGGUUUAGGGAUGGUUUAUCAGAUAGAAGUCAAUUUUAUGGGGUCGCUUGUCUAUUCUCCGAGUCUUCUACGACUGUGAAGUGAAGGAUUGAGGUGAUGUACAGAGCGUCUAGGUGGAGGCAGCGUUCAGAAAUUCGGCGUGCGUGGAGAGUGGCACCGACUGUUCGAGCUUGGGUUGUCGAUCCUUGCGUAAGUGAGUUUGGAUUCCGAAGUAUGGAGCCGGCAGAUGAACGAUAUCGCUGGGUCACUCGAGUUUUUGAGGUGCUCGCCCUCGUGUCGGCUUGCUACGUCAUAUCCCAUAGCAGAUUGUGGUUGAGACUUCGUGAGGGUGGAAACCCCUUCACUGAUCCGUACCAGUUCCCACCUGCAGAGUAGGGCGCUGGCGCUCUUGGAAAGUAAUUCUGAAAUCUCUGGAUGCUUGCCGUUUCGGAUAUCACUCGGUUGAUCGUGAAGAGACGAGCUCGUACAACAUUUCGACCUAAAAGCGCAUAUGAACCCUUCGUCUGCGGAAAGCAUUCGAUCGGAGCACUGGAUAUGGUCCCAAGGCAGCUUCGUCUUGGACAAGUAUCGCAAAUCGCGGGAAUACAUUAGAUGCUUCUCUAAUUUUAAAGUGCUGUCGCCGGAGUUUUACUUGUGUUCUUAGAGGCAGGCUCGUGCAAAUUUUAUUCGACAUUUUGGUUUCUAGGAAGAAUUCUAACAUUUGAGAUAAACUGAAUUCUUAACUAAAGACAGUUUAUUGCUGCGUCGGAGAUUAAAUGCGAAGUGGGGAUACUAAAGAGUGACAUUGAAGGAGCGCAUUUUACUAUUGAGCUCCAAGGCUUGCGUCGAUGUCCUUGCUAGACGAAGAAAACCGCUGCGUUAUUGCUCACAUGAUAGAUGACACAAUUGUCCGCCUCUGUUUCGACCCAUGCUAGCGUGGCUUUGCUCGUUGCCUUUCAGAGAAAUAAACCACAACGUAUGAUGCCAACUAGUCUGUUUCAGAAAUGUGGAAAUUUGUAAAUGUUGCCUUCAUAAACUCGAUGUGGUUGAUAUCUGUCUUCCAUUCCGCU
Molecule: messenger RNA, 1328 nt
Organism: Marchantia polymorpha subsp. ruderalis
Lineage: Eukaryota; Viridiplantae; Streptophyta; Marchantiopsida; Marchantiales; Marchantiaceae
Source: the annotation of a GenBank genome assembly